Tricharina praecox is the source of this 895-nucleotide messenger RNA. RefSeq lists its product as uncharacterized. The record is from RefSeq and is a predicted model, not a curated record. NCBI's taxonomy places the organism in Eukaryota, Fungi, Ascomycota, Pezizomycetes, Pezizales, Pyronemataceae. The transcript has 5 exons. Bases 104 to 637 code for a protein of 177 amino acids.
CAACGCGAUGCCUUGAGUGACCCUCAACGCCAGCGAUUAACAAGCCCACCAUUCCCUCGGAACUCAUACACCACAUCAACGAACCUCUGCACAUCAACGCGUCAUGGAUUUCGCCCCGUACCAAUCCGAGUCCCCGGACACCUCCCGCCGGAGCUUAAACCUCAACCGACCGCUAUCACCCCCGGCGGCCAGCAACCCCUCAUACUCACCAUUAAACCUUCCGCCGACCACAGGCCCGCCGCCGUUACUGCCGACUCACAACCAGUCCGGAGGAUGGGCGAGUGCCCGCGAUACCAUCAACCAAUUUGAGACCAGUUUGCCGAUAAGAUUGGAUUGGGAGGCGGUUAUGGCUUACGUGCUACUCCCGCCCGCGGGAGGCGUGCUGCUGCUUAUUACGGAGCAUAAGAGUGACUAUGUUAGGUUUCACGCGUGGCAGAGCUCGCUGCUGUUUGCGUUUAUGGUCGUCGUACAUCUCGUCUUUUCGUUCUCGGCGUUCUUGAGUUAUACGCUACUUGUCGUGGAUAUCGUGAUGAUACUGUACUUGAGUAUGAGGGCGUAUCAGGAUGCGGACACUCUCGAUAGGUGUGAGGUUCCAUUCUUUGGGCCACUUGCGAGCUCUAUUCUGGAUGACGAAUAGCUAGGCUAGGCUGCGGGAGGAGGAAGGAUAUGUGGGAGGCAGUAAUGAUGUGUAUAUUAUAUCCGGGGAGGGGACGGGCUGUGGUUGUGUUUUGCGUGUUUGCUUGCGGCUAUUCGUUGGCGUCCGUCAUGAUCAUUUCUACAGAUUUUACGACUUGCUUGCUUGGGUGGAAUAAUUUCUUCUUCGUACAUGAUCUUGAAGAAAUCAUUAGAAUAUUCACCCAUGGGAAUGCACUUCGAGUGGUGAUCUUUAUGCUCG